Molecule: messenger RNA, 788 nt
Organism: Trichoplusia ni (cabbage looper)
Lineage: Eukaryota; Metazoa; Arthropoda; Insecta; Lepidoptera; Noctuidae
Product: probable ATP-dependent RNA helicase CG8611
Exons: 3
Coding region: 213-737 (174 amino acids)
Source: RefSeq, a predicted model, not a curated record
UUCUGAUUAAACCUAUGUUCUGAUGGCUCUUAUCUUAGUCUCCAACAAUAAGUUUUUGAUUAAAAAGAUCAACAAUCAACAGAAACCUGACAUUCGAAAAAAGGUGGAUUAUUUUAUCCUCUUUUUAUCAGUUAAAAAUAUGAACUAGAACCAAAUUGCCAUUAAAAUGGUAUAUUUAACCCACUUAUACAGAAUGUUUCAAAAUAUAUCCGAUGUAUGAACAUAGACUGCGUCAGACGGACGAGUCCCGCGCUCUAGAAGCGUUGCGCACGGUGGUCCCGGCGGCCGCGACCGCGCAGCGCGCCGCCGUCGCGGUGCAGGCGCGCCUCGAGCGCACCGCACACACCAACACCAACUGGCUGCUCAGGGCCAGUCGUGCCUACACAUCCUGGGUACGUUUCUACUCGGGCUACCCUCGCGACGUUAAAGAGUACUUGGACGCGAAGCAGCUACAUCUCGGGCACGCGGCCAAGGCGUUCGCCCUGAGGGACGCCCCCGCGACGCUUGCGCGCCGAGUCAAGUCCAACCCUAGCAAUAAGGAGAAACCCUCCAACAGACUUACCAUACAUAAGGAUGAAGAGAAGAAACGGCCAGGAUUCGAAAAAGCAAAGUUCGGUUCAUUUGGAAGCCGCGCCGCUCAGAGACAGAGCUCCAUGCACACGGCCAGCGAAUUCGAUAGCGGAUUGUCCACCCUCGACCAAUCCCAGCCCAAGAACAAGAAAAAGAAGAACAAAUGACAUUUAAAUAACAUAAGUCAUGCGAUUUAAUAUUAAAAAGGACCUUUGUAA